AGUUUGAAUCAGAGACUCCUACUACUUUAUUAUACACAUUCUAAAAGAUCGCUCGUAGAGAUCACCCGAUGGCGAGCGGUGACGUGGACGCAGUGGAUUUUGAACCGGAGGAUGACGAUCUCAUGGACGAGGACGCCGCCGGCGACGCCUCCCCUCAAGCACCGUUGCCCAAGCUCAAGUCCGCCAUAACUGGCGCCGCUUCCACCUCUCUUUCUGGCCCUAAGAAGACCAAGGGCCGUGGCUUCCGCGAUGAAGACGCUGACCGCAACUCCCGCCUCGCCUCCCGCGACUUCGAGUCUCUCGGCACUGACGGCGACCCCGGUCCCCAGAGAUCUAUUGAAGGAUGGAUUAUUUUGGUCAGUGGUGUACACGAGGAAGCACAAGAGGAUGAUUUGCACAAUGCAUUUGGUGAAUUUGGAGAGAUUAAGAAUUUGCAUUUAAAUCUUGAUCGUCGCACUGGAUUUGUCAAGGGAUAUGCGUUGAUCGAGUAUGAAAAGUUUGGAGAAGCGAAAAAGGCCAUAUCCACAAUGGAUGGAGCAGAACUUCUAACGCAGACUAUCAAUGUUGAUUGGGCCUUUAGCAAUGGACUCGGUGCUGGAGCCUUCAAAAGAAAAAAUAUGAGAUCUGGAAGGACACAUCGCUCAAGGAGCCCUCGGAGAAGAUACUAAUUUGUUGAGCUCCAUAUUAACAAGAGAAGAUGUUGUUCGAAGCUUAAUUUACUGAAAUUUUGGGUUUGUAUUUGUUUUUGGCUGAUGAAUGGUGCCCCCUCGUACUGUAUUUUUUCUUGCUUUUCCACUGCGGCUUUUUAGCUUUUGAUAUCCAAGUUUAACUUAGAAGUAA
This is a messenger RNA of Hibiscus syriacus, 840 nucleotides long. Its product is annotated as RNA-binding protein Y14-like. Gene Ontology annotation, biological process: RNA splicing. The transcript has 4 exons. The coding region runs from base 69 to 668 and encodes 199 amino acids. Lineage: Eukaryota; Viridiplantae; Streptophyta; Magnoliopsida; Malvales; Malvaceae. The record is from RefSeq and is a predicted model, not a curated record. Gene Ontology annotation, molecular function: mRNA binding. Gene Ontology annotation, cellular component: nucleus; cytoplasm; exon-exon junction complex.